Nylanderia fulva is the source of this 3939-nucleotide messenger RNA. RefSeq names its product erythroid differentiation-related factor 1. The record is from RefSeq and is a predicted model, not a curated record. Lineage: Eukaryota; Metazoa; Arthropoda; Insecta; Hymenoptera; Formicidae. Gene Ontology annotation, biological process: positive regulation of DNA-templated transcription.
UGGUCCUGAUUCACAGUUGUAUUAUUUAUGUUGCUGCAGCUGUGCACACACAAAACUGUUCUAAAGCUUUCUAGAAAUUUUUGGAUAACAGUGAAUUUUAACACAUGUUAUCAGACAGUGCACAGAAAUGUCGAAAAAUUUGGAUAUCAAUAUUGACGCAAUGAAAUCAAUAGCCAUCGUGGCCCCACCAGACUCUCCAAAAAAACCUGUAAAGUCCACUGCUGUGGUGAAAUAUUCUGCAGUUCAAACACCAGCGACAUAUGCUCAAUUACAAUGUAAUACAGAUUUAAAUCUUCCACCCAGCAAUUGGCUUAGCAGUUCAGUGGAAAGUUAUGGUCUGCAAAAUGUUUGGUCUCAGAGUACAGGAUUUUCUAGUUUUCGCAUGGCACAUAUGUUUCCUGAUGAUCUUGGCGAAGUAGAUGUGGUAUCGGAUGCAGAAAAUAUAAAGAAAUUACUGAAACUUUCUUAUAAUCGUGGUGUGAUUUCAAUGAUGGUUCAUCGGAUUGAAAACUCAUUGUUGUUGGAUGAUUUUGAUAUACACAAGUAUCUACUAAGACAAGCUGAGAAUGACUGGGAAUGGCUGAAAAAAUUCUUCUAUGAACAUAUCUUUCAAAAUCUUGGUGACAAGGAGACGUUUUUCCACAAGGCAUAUAGCAGAAAUAGUAUACAGCAGAAAAAUCUGGUGUCUAAAUUUCUUUAUCAUUCUAUAGUACUUGCGGAUAAUGACAAACAAAAUGAGAAACCUCAGCUGCCUGUAGAAACAUUAGAACCAUGUUUACCUGAACCAAUGCAAGAGGAAAAAGUACCUGAUCCAAAUUAUAAUCAUAAUUUUGCAAGAAAUGUUCUGUGGACGUUUGAGAACAUACAGAUGCUUAUUGGAACAGACAUGCCAAUAUUCGGUGGUCAAACACAUCCAUGCAUAAGCUUACGAUUAAGAGAUAUGUCAAAACCAAUUAAUGUUUUAACAGGAAUAGAUUAUUGGUUAGAUAAUUUAAUGUGUAAUGUUCCGGAAGUAGUAAUGUGUUACCAUUUAGAUGGUAUUGUACAAAAAUAUGAACUGAUAAAGACAGAGGAUCUUCCAAACUUGGAUGAUUCCAAGUUUAGUGCUAAAGUAAUUAGAGACGUUGCUCAAAAUAUCCUGAGUUUUCUAAAAAAUAAUGCAACAAAGGCUGGUCAUACUUACUGGUUAUUUAAGGGUGAAGACGACGAUGUUGUAAAGCUAUAUGAUUUGACAUCACUGUGUAGUGACGUUUCAGAAGAAAAAGGACAAAAUCCUUUUACCGUACCUGUUGCAAUGUUGUUGUAUAGAGUAGCUCGCAACAUGAAGUAUUCCCCCGAUCACCAUCGUUACCAGGGAACAAUCAGAAUGCUGUUGAAAAAUUGCAUUCAAUUAUUAGCCAAAGAAAAAUAUCCCCAGAUCGUCACAUCAGCGCAUUUUAUGCUUUCGGAUUUGUAUAUACCAUCGGAUACAGAUCCAGCCAGUCCAGGAUUAUCGGAUCAAAGCGACGAGGAAGACGCUCAUAGCGAAUGUAGCAUGAAUCAAGAAAAGAAGGAAGUAGAAGAGGAGAAAUUUUGCGCGGCAAUCAAAUCGUUGCCUCUAGCCAACAUAAAGGAACAAAUGGAACGUGAACAACCAAAGUACAAAGCACCACCAAUUUCUGGUACGAUAGAAGAAAGAUGUUUAUUCGGAUUAGAACAUGUUACUCAUGGACUCGAGUGUCUCCAGUAUUUCCCGAUUGAGGAUAACACCGACGAAGAACAAAAGAAAGCAGAAGAACGGGAAAAGGAGAAACGGAAAUAUGAGGAGAUGCAUCCGAAUGUAGCGAAACCUUUUCAGGCAAUUCCCAUGCCUUACACCCCGUUGAACAAACAAGAGAUAAAUGGCACGUUGAAGAAAAAUUUGGAGAAUUAUAGUCCCGCGCAUAAAAAGAAAAAUAAGCAAAAGAAGAAGAAAAAUGAGAAGAACAUGAUGAAAGAGAUGGCGAGUGAAAAUGCUUUAUUGUGUAAACCUAAAGCGGAAACAUUACCCACGUGGCAAGCGCCAAAAAAGAGCGACAAUAUUUGCUGGAGCGCUCAUUUGAAAACUCUGUUAUACGAGAAAGCAUCACUGAUAUUUGCCGUGCUCGCCGAGAAAGAAUUUGUGAAUAAAAAUUACGGCGUCUCUCUGAGAUGCAUGCUGGAAGUAUUGUAUUGUCAAAAGAUAUUGGAAAUCUUCUGCGGCAUAAGAAACGACAAAUCAAUUAGUUAUCUAUUAGGUCGCGCAGGAGACUGUUGUUUCAUGAUAGUGCAAGAUUGGAGCAAUGUUGAAAAGCAUAGGGAGGAUUACGAUAUGAAAAAUGAAAUGGAAGAAAAAAUAAUCGAAGAAGUGUUUAAUAUAGAGGAUCUAGAUAUGAACGGUGCUGAAUUACUGCCGAAGAAACUUGAAAAUUUAGAAUCUACUUUACUUUCUUCGUACAAAUGUUAUGACAAGGCUUUGUCGUUAGAAUUGAUGGAUGUAGAUCGAAAUAACUUGUUGAGACGAUUAGGAAAUAUUCAUAAUGAGCUGGGUGUCCUUUACAUGAAUCAGGCAGGAUCUCGGUUCCAAGAAACGCAAAUGGAUGAGUCGUCGAAUACGGAUGUAACUGCGCUUCUAACGCGUUCAUUGACACACUUAGAAUCCGGCAUCGUAGCUUUUCACGACGUCCAUGACGAAGCGAAUCUGGCGCUUUUACACUCAAACACGGGACGGCUUAUGCGACUCUGCGCGCACAUGCACGACAAACAAAACAUGAAAGAGCGUCAUUUUUAUAACAAGGCACUCGAGAGUUAUCAGAAGGCUCUGCAAGUUUUAGGCCAUAGAAAAACGAAUUCGGUAAUAUGGGAUAAUGUAAUGUGGGACAUGUCGACAACGUUAUACACGAUGGCCUCGCUAUUACAAGAUUAUCCUAUUGCCGGACAUAAGAAUGAAGAAGAAUUGGAAAGGGAAGUGGUUGAUACUCUUCAGAAAGCGCUCAAACAUUGUGAUGUGGAUACUCCUGGAUCGCGACAACCAGUUUAUCAAUUUCGAGCUGCAACCAUUCAACAUCGAUUAGCUUCGUUGUAUCAUCACGUGUACAGAGAAUACGAAUCGGAUGCGGAUAGUAAUAAGAAAAGAACUAGCUUGCAGUUAUCUAAAUUAUAUUACGAUAAAGCGGCCAAAUUGCUACUAUCAUUAGAACAGACUACGGAAUAUUUGACGGUACAAUUGGAAAGAGUCGCUCUGGUGGAACAACAAGCACAAAACGGUACAACAUUCAAUAGCAAACUAAAAGCGUACCAAAACGGUUUAGCUAUAGUUCUACAAUGUAUACCUAUCAUGGAGAUAUUAUUUGAACGAAGUAACGCGGCGAGACAAAAGAAGGAAACGAUCGAUGAUAAAAUAAAGGAUAAUAGCGCGGAACGUGGAAAAGUGAUCCAGGAACAAAAGUUAGUGGAUGAGAAUCCAUUGGAUGAAAAUCAAAUAGAGGAAAAUCUCGUUGUUCUGCUAGAACAGAGAUUACAAUUCCUCUUACGAUCGUUAACCAAGCUGUUUCUCAGUAAAAGUCCCGUGCACAAUAAAAAAGAGCACGAAACGCUUGCAAAUCUAUACAAGCAAUGUUACAUACGAACGUUGCGACAAAACACGAUGUCUGGUUACGCUUUCAUAAAACACAUGACAGAGCUUUUGCGAGAACUCGACGACAUGUUAAAACAUAUAGAGUCUUAAUCUUAAAUUAUGUAGAUAAAGACCAUAUACAGUUAAAAUAAUGUGAUUUAAUGUGAUGUAUACAAGAGCGCGAAAUUUAUACAUUUCUUUAAUCUUUCAAAAAUUACGCGACGUGUAUAUACAUAUGUGUAUAUAUAAAAGAUAUAAAACGAUGUUAACUAUUGUGUAUGCCAUAUAAUGAUAAAAUAAUAUUAAACAGGUAUUUUUUCAUUUUA